Molecule: messenger RNA, 2805 nt
Organism: Zea mays
Lineage: Eukaryota; Viridiplantae; Streptophyta; Magnoliopsida; Poales; Poaceae
Product: Protein TRM32
Exons: 5
Coding region: 320-2512 (730 amino acids)
Source: RefSeq, a predicted model, not a curated record
UUUGCGGCUGCUGGAGUCGCCGUCGUCGUGGGAAACCGAUCAGGUCAGUUCCAGAGGAGAAAGAGGAAACCUUUUAGGCCGUUUGCUGCGUGUUUCGCGACUACUUAUUGGUGCCAUGGCGGCGCUGCUUCUCGCGCGCGUUUAAUCUGUUCGUGGAAAGGCGUCCGUAGGUUCCUGUUGGUUUCAUGGACCAAUAGGAGCUGCGGAGAAUUGCGAGAGCCGUUAGCUCGGAGUCUGCAGGUGGCAAGUAAAGCACAAGGGUGGACUGUGUGGUGCUCAUAAGGAACAACCCUCUUCUUUUCUGGCGGGAGAAUACCAAAUGGCCCAGCUGUUGCACCAUCAGGAUUCUGGGUUCUAUGACAAGGAAUUACAUGGGUGCCGAUGGGGUAUUCUUCAAUUCUUUGGAUUUCGCCGUCGCCAGCGGUCCGCAAAGAUGCAACCUGACAAGAAACAUGGUCCGGAGAAAAACAGUCGUGGAAGUAGACGCCGAAGCCGCUCCUAUGCUCCAUUGAAAAACGAAGACAGUGAAAUUUUGGAUGAUGACAAAAAUACUGAGGUUACAAAAAAACAGAAGGCCUCCCAAAAAAAUUCUGGCAAGGCUAGUUUGAGGUCCUUGAUUCUAAGGAAAUUAUAUGGAAAGGAAGGUCAGGAAGAAAAGAUGCUUCCAGUUGCACCAAAGCUACUCCGCACUAUUUCGGUAUACUAUCUGGAAAAUAAUGAAUAUGUUCUUGAUGGUGAAUCCACUUCGAGUGGUGAUGGUUCUUCACAUAGUACUAACUCAUCGAUGCAAAAUGCUACCAAUAUGAAUUUGCACCAUGCUAGAUGUAGCAUCCCAGAUGGUUGUGGUAGUGAUUCCAGUUCUUCACUUCUUUUAAAGACAGACGACAUCUCCAUGAAGCGAAAGAGCCACCGUAGCAUUUCAAUGGACGGGGUUCUUCACAAGGUCCCUUAUGGGAAGAAGGUGUCUGGAGAUGUGAUCAGUGAAGGUCUCCCCCGAUCAGCCUCUGCGACGUAUGAUAGGGAUGGUGUGAAACCUUACUUUGGUACUGCUACAAAGAGGCAUGUAAACCAAGGUUUUCGGCGUUCACGUUCCCUCAGUGAAUCUUGGGAAAGUUACUCACGCUUACUUGAUUCCAUCUCAAGCAAUGAAUCUAAAAGAGUACUGACAAGCUCUAAGUCUACUAGGGUUCAUUCCCCAGAUGGCCCUAGUGUGAUUGCUUCACUGCAAAGAACUUCUGAAGCCUUCAGGUCCCAAGGUUUGGAUAAACGUGAUGAAAAUCUUGUAACUGCAGAAGAUGCAUCGGCACCACAUUUUGAAGAGAAAACUGACGUCGAUGUAGAUGUGGAAGUUGCUAAGGGUGAGAGCUCAAGCGAUACGGUUCCUGGUGGCUCUGAGAAUCCUCCUUUACCUGACGAGUACGUUGAUCACAAAAGUGAAGAAGACACAUGCACUGCUCCUUCACCUUCAGAAGCUGUUGAUGUUUCAGAAGAACAGACAGUAAGUUGUGAUGAUAACAAUCAGGUUCCCUCAUCUGAGGUCAAGCUGUAUGGCGACUGUUCAACAUCAUCAGGAAUUGACAUCCCAGAAGAACAUGCAGAGAUUUAUGACGAUAACCAAAUCCACUCAUCAACACAGGCUGAUUCAUAUACUUCUCUAUCUUCAAAGGGCAUCACCAUUUCAGAAGAGCACACUUCAACUUCUCAUGAAAACCAAAUGCACCCAUUCCAGAUUUCAAAACCCAUAGAAGGUACCUUUUGUGCUCCUUACCCCGGUGGCGAGUUUGAAGCAGACAUAAGUCUAAGCUGUGAACAAGAAACUGAAAGCCCAAUGUCUAUUCUUCACGUGGCCUUCUCAGAUGAUCCUGAUAGUCCGGUGAAACACACCCCGCUGGAUGAUACGUUGUUGAACCCAAGAAUUCUCCAUUUAGAUAAUGCUGAUGCUUCAGCUGGCACUGCUGCCAUACAAAAAGGCGAUUUUGACGGUCUCCAAGUAGAUCCAAGGCAUGAAAUUGAGUUCAACCAUGUGAAGGAUAUAUUCAAGAAGUCAAGUUUCAGCAAUGAGAUACUGUUUGAUGAAUGGUGUUCACAGAACAUCACAGCUCUCCAAGAGGUGGAUUGCCAGCACUACGAGGCCGCCGCAGCAUCAUUUGACUUCACGGACAUGUCUGCUGAUCAGCUACUUCUGUUCGACCUGACAAACGAAGGUCUGCUGGACAUCUACAAGAAAUACUCUGUUUCCGAGUCCAGAUUCUCCUGGUUCUCCUCUUUUGACCGACCAAAACCUGUCGGAAACCGUGUCCUCAAGGAGCUGUGGUCUGGAUUGAGCUGUCAUCUGGAUGAACGGCCACGGUCCAGCAUCGAAGUCGACACGAUUUUGUCGAAUGACCUAGUAGCCAGGAGCGACCCCUGGACGACUUUUUCGGGAGAUGCUGAUCAUGUGGGGAACAAGUUGGUAGACUUUGUAUUUGACAAGCUUCUGACUGAGCUCGUUCUUCAGCUUGCAGAGUUUUGAGUUUCAGGCAUUUAUUUUUGUCCUUUUCUCUGCGUUUAUUAGGAGUUCUACAUUGUGCAAAGGCAUGGGAUCAUUCUGAUGUACAUAGUACAAAAUUCCUUUUGUUUUUCCUUUGAGCAUAAGGUGAUCUGGGGAUUAGUGUUGUUAGGUCCUCCUAGGAUAGGAAUUCAGUUGAUGCACUGGUAUAAAUGAAUGGAAGAGAGAGCAACAUUUUUACUCCACUUUUUGUACGUACACCUUGAAAGAACUACUUGUAUGUAUAGUCUUGAAAAUAAAAUUUUGAGAUAGAAACA